AUGGAGAUGAGAGGAUCUUAUCCGAAGAUUCUUCUACUGAUGGUUAUGGUGGUUGUAGCGGCGGCUCGAGAUAAAGACCCUAGUGGGUUCGUGACAUGGAACAAUAAUUACUACACAACAUGGGGACAUCAAGCGUUGGUUCUUAAUGAAACCUCUGAGCUCCACCUCACCCUCGAUCAUAACUCUGGGUCCGGGUUUGAAUCCUACUCGAUAUACGGAUCAGGAUCGUUCAACAUGAGAAUCAAAGCACCACCCCAAACCAAGUCUACGGGAGUCAUUACUUCCUUCUACUUAAGAUCCAAAUCAAGCCGCCCAGACGAGCUCUGUUUCCAGAUUUUGGGAAAUGGGCGACAAUAUAUGCUCAACACAAACAUGUUUAUGUACGGUGAAGGAGACAAAGCUCAGAGGUUCCGUCUCUGGUUUGAUCCAACCAAAGAUUACCAUUCCUAUAGGUUUCUUUGGAACCCACAUCAACUUGUGUUCUAUGUAGAUGAUACACCAAUCCGAGUGUAUAAGAAGAAUCCAAACACUUACUACCCAGCGGUACAGACGAUGUUCAUGCAUGGGAGUGUGCAAAACGGAUCCAAAAUCGACCCGAAGCAGAUGCCUUACACUGCAAAGUUCCAGGCAUCGAAGAUCGACGGGUGUGUAACUACGUUCAUGGGGAUAGACAAAUGCACUGAUCCUAAACUCUGGUGGAACCGCAAAGAGAAUUGGCAGCUAAGCUCUAAAGAGAGGGAACUGUAUACCAAUGCAAGGAAAGUAUACCUCGAUUAUGACUAUUGCUCUGACAAAAAGCGAUAUCCAAAAGUGCCUCAAGAAUGCAGAAGUUACGGUUAA
Messenger RNA from Microthlaspi erraticum, 840 nucleotides. Lineage: Eukaryota; Viridiplantae; Streptophyta; Magnoliopsida; Brassicales; Brassicaceae. The record is from the annotation of a GenBank genome assembly.